AUGGCUAUCCACAACCCAGAAGCCCACAACAAUGCCUUCGUCCGUGUAAUGCGGAAGGCUUACCACCCGAUCGGCUUCAAGAAAGGCUACAAUGCCGUUCUUUGGUUCAUCUUCGCAGGCGCCCUCCUAGGCUUCUCCCUCUCGAAACUCCCAAUCAUGAACGUCAAUGGCGUCUUUAGCAAGCAGGCCGCCCCUGGAGAAUGGUUCUGGUAUAGCAAGAAGUUCUAUAACAUAUUCAUCCACAUUCACCUCAUCUGCAUCAUCCCUGGCAGCAUCUUCGCGGUCGUGCAAUUCAUCCCCAUCAUCCGCUACAAGCUGCUCCUCCUGCACCGCAUGAAUGGCUACCUGGUCUCUCUGCUGCUGGUGGCCGCAAACAUUGGCGCUCUCGGCAUUGCGCGUCACGCCUUUGGCGGCUCGAUCUCAACACAGACAGCUGUUGGCGUCCUCGCUAUCGGUACCACAACGAGCUUGUUCCUCGCAAUCUACAACAUCAAGCGGCUCCAGAUCGAUCAGCAUCGAGCCUGGAUGCUCCGCACCUGGUUCUGGGCGGGCAGCAUCAUCACGGUCCGCAUGAUUAUGAUCAUCAUCGCCACCGUAAUCAGUCAGACGAGCAACUACUUCACAUACUACACCGUCAUGCGAUGCGAGCAGAUCUCCUUCACAGCCGGCGAGCACAUUGCCAGCACUUACCAGUCGUGCAAGGCCAACCCUACCGGACUGGCUAUUGUUCGCGCCAAUCUCUCUGACCCUGCAAACGCGCUAGAGGCAGCCGCAGCGCUUCAGCUCGGCUUCGACACCGCGAUGUGGCUGGCAAUCGUCUUACAUGUUGUCGGCAUUGAGCUGUACCUACGUCUGACCCCAGCCGAGACUGAGCGUCUACGAAAGGUUUCAUACGAGCGCCAGCUCGAGCGUGGAAUGAGGCAAUCCGGUAGCGCUGGGCUUGUGGCAGAGAGGCUUGGUGAUGCAGAGGAGUACAAGCCU
Molecule: messenger RNA, 981 nt
Organism: Baudoinia panamericana UAMH 10762
Lineage: Eukaryota; Fungi; Ascomycota; Dothideomycetes; Mycosphaerellales; Teratosphaeriaceae
Exons: 1
Source: RefSeq, a predicted model, not a curated record